Messenger RNA from Ixodes scapularis (black-legged tick), 4565 nucleotides. RefSeq names its product endosome/lysosome-associated apoptosis and autophagy regulator family member 2. The transcript has 20 exons. NCBI's taxonomy places the organism in Eukaryota, Metazoa, Arthropoda, Arachnida, Ixodida, Ixodidae. The record is from RefSeq and is a predicted model, not a curated record. The coding region runs from base 290 to 3340 and encodes 1016 amino acids.
GGUUUCUACCGCUCCUCCGCACAGCGCUGCUGUAGCGCUGGUCGGCAUCCGUCUGCGAUCUAUGCCGGUCUGGGCGCUGAUCCAACGAGACGCCGAGCCGCUCUAACGGUACCCGUGCCGUCGCCGACGGCUUCCGAUUCUUCGAAGCAUGUCCUGCGGUUGAUCGGAUCGUCGCCGUUCUGUUUGUGUUGUUUCUGCCGGGACGGCGGGUGUUUUCGUCUCGUCGACUGACCACGGGCAGUAGCAAAGCCGCCGCCGACGACGACCGAGGAAGACCACAUUGAACACCAUGCAGCGAAAUGUGCGGACGCUCGUUUCGUGCGGGGGACUGCUUCUCCUCGCGGCUUUGAAAUUCUGCGGGGGAGACGACCUGCCGGCGUGCCAACCUAAGGACUUCCACUACGAGUUCACCGAGUGCGACGACCAGGGCGGUCGCUGGCGAGUGUCGGUGCCCCGGCCCCAGACCUGCGUGGGGGGCGCCCCCAACGCCCCGCAGCGGGUGGACGACUGCACCACGUCGUGCGGGGCCGGCAUGUACUUCGACAGGACCAAGCUCCAGUGCGUACGGUGCCCCGCGGGCAAGUACUCGCUGGGCGGCGGGCUCCGCUUCAACCAGUGGGACGGCGAGCUGCCGGCCGGGAUGCACGUCCUCAGCGAGGCCAUAGAGUCCAGCUUCAAGAGGAAGGCGCCCCUGAUGCCGCCGCCGCUCGCACGCUCGGGCAACGCGGCUCCGGAAGCCGUACUCAACUGCUCCCUGUACGGUUGGAAGGCGUUCUCUCCGUACGUGGCCUCGCUGGGCGGUCCCUGUGUCUCGGUGCUCACGUACUCGGCCAAGCUGGUCAAGCCGGGUGUGCUCACCUACGUUUACCAAUACACGGACGACACGGUCAUCUUCAACUUCGAGGCGCAGAAUGACCAGUGCAAAAGCAUCGAGCACUCCGAGAUGUACAAGUGGCCACAAACCACGGAAGAGGGCAAGUGGAAAACGAUGAAUGUUAACCUCCAAGCGGGGCUGAACGUUCUCUACUGGAAGACGGUCGGGAUGGACGCUGGCGAAGGCAAGAGCAACAGGCCCGUCAAAAUCAAGAGCAUCGAAAUAAGUGGAGUGGCGUACACGUCGGAGUGCACGCCGUGCGAGCCAGGCACGUUCAGCGACCAGGAAGGAGCGGUGGAGUGCAAGCCCUGUCCGAUCAACACCUUCUCCAUAGGCGACUCUUCCCAGUGCACCCCUUGCAGAGCCGAGCAGUUUGCCCUGCCGGGUUCGUCGGAGUGCGGCACCCGGCCCCCGUGCACCUCGGACGACUACUUCGAGACGCGGAGCCCCUGCGACCGGAACAACCAGACCACGGUGUCGUACGAGUGGGUGUCGCCCAAGGUGUGCGACCAGCGCCACCAGGACUCGGUGCAUCUGCCGGUGUCCGGCAAGCAGGUGCCCUGCCCGCCCUGCAACCCGGGCAUGCACCACGGCAGCAAGUACAUGUGCGACUACUGCCCGCCCGGGAACUACUCGGACGGCUACAAAGAAUGCCAGGACUGCCCGGCGUCCACGGUGCCAAACUACGGCUUCUUCCUCAAGACCUGGCAAGAGCUACCCAGCAACAUGGGUUCCCGCUGCAUGAGUUUGGAAGGCUGGGGCAGCUGCCGCAACGCGACCGCCUGGAAGGCCCUGGGCAGCUACAUCCAGAGCGGGCAGGACCACGGGGAGGACGCCUACCUGAUCCUCCAGCUGGACGUCGGGGGCUUCCGCAGCAAGGGCCUCAUGUCAGGGACCAGGACCACCGCCUUCGGGACCAUCAGCUUCACCUUCGAGCUGGACUGCGUGGGGCUCUGCGAGUUUGUCUUCAUGCAGUCGAGCCCACGUCAGGGCGUUUCUGUCGUGAAGUCCUGGAGUGGAAGACAGGAGAAGCAGCACUUCACGCAUUAUAUUACAAUCAACGACAGCUACAUCUUCAGUUGGGCUUUCCAACGUUCUGGAAGCGAUGGAACGACGUCUAAGAACAACCGCAGGCGACAACCCGAGGAUUCCGCCAUAAUCUACGAUAUCCAAGUGACCAACACAGUCAAGGGAGGUGCUGAAAAGUGCAUGCCAUGCCCUGAAGGCAGCGAGGCCAAAGGGUGCAUUCCCUGUGGUGCUGGACAGUACAUCCAGGACAAGGAAAACCUGGUCUGCCAGAGUUGUCCUGCCAACACGUACGUCUCCGAGCGGCUACCCUACGGCAUCGAAUCCUGCAAGCCCUGCGGGCCCGGGCUACGAAGCGAAAACGGGAGGUCCUGUUACAGCGAUUGCCAUGUGUUCCUCGAGCAUGGCCAAGAGUUCGACUUCCAUACUUUGCCCUCGUUCCUUGAACUUAGAGGACGAAAACUCUUCACGGCCAGUGGAACGCAGUAUUAUCACGCCUUCAACAUCAGCCUCUGCGGAAACGAUGGAAAGCCCGUAGCCAUGUGUACCAACAAUGUUACCUACCAUAUGCAGGAUGAAUAUGCUGGUGAUAACAUAAAAUCUCAAGUGUGUAGAUCAACCAUUGUGCCCUCCCAACAAAGCGAGAUAAGUGCACCGCUCUCCAUACAGUCUGUUAGCCUUGGAGAUGAACUCAUUGGAAUCACAACCAAGUCAUCCUACAACGACAUAUCCGUCAUCAAGGAAUUCUUACCGGGUCCUGGUCAGAAACCCGACAUACACUUUUUUUACUACUCGUCUAUGCCCACACAAGCUUGCCAAAAAGGACGUGCUACAACUAUUACGCUACGCUGUGACAAGAACGCUGGCCCCAAUGGCACCGUCACCAUGCCCACAUCUUGUCCCGAUGGAACUUGUGACGGCUGCACUUUCCAUUUUCUUUGGAGUACGGCCCUAGCUUGCCGAAUUUGCAUGCCAGAUGACUACCAGGUUGUGAAGGGCGAGUGUAUCAGUGGGGUGCAGAAGCUCCACUACAUAUCUCCACAAGGCUGCAUUCCCAGGGGAAGUACAGCUGAGACUAUGACCAAGACCCAGCCCUGCUCAGUGAUCCCCAGGCAGCUCCAGAUCAUCAUCGCCAUUGGCGUAGCCAUGGGAGUGCUGCUCUUUGGCAUGCUCGUCUACUUCUGGAAGAAGAACAGGAAGUUGGAGUACAAGUACAUGAAACUGGUAGCCUCGAGUUCGGGGAAAGACGGGGAGCUCCCCGUAGCCGAGAGCUGCGCCAUCGAGGAGGACGAGGAGGAUCACUUUGAAAACGGCGGCUACGAGGCCAAGAAUAAGGGCCUUCUGCAGAAAUUCCGCACCGUACGGAUCGGAAGCGGUAAGAGUGGAGAGGGACACCACUUUGAGACGAUUCAUCUCACUAAAGGCGAAAUGGUGUCGUGAAGCGACUCAAGAGCUCUGUCAUCUGGUUCAUGCGGGACACAGAGCACCGAACGGAAAGCCCAUGCGAGACGAGAAACAUAGUAUUAAAUUCCAUCAUGAGGUGGAGAGACAUUCCAAAGCAGUGUGGAAAGGUAAAAGGUGCGACACACUGCAGCGUGCAUGUGUGUGUGUGUGCGUGCAGCUACAUCUGGCUAAUAUUCCCUUUUUCUUCCCCAACAUUUGUGUACAAGUGACGAUUCUAGUCAUAGCAAUGCACGUGGAUAAACAUGAUUGUGAGGUGUUUAUGUCUACUUUGCAAAUUUAGAGUUGCCAUGUAGUGUCAAAGUGCAAAUUGCUGAUACGAUUGAGAUCUAUCUCAGUGAUGUUUUAUUAACUUGUGUUCUUGUACAGGUGAAAAAAAAGAUAGCUAAGACUAGCCAUGUUCCUUCUUUUUUGACAUGGUUAAAUGUGUUGCUGUUCAUGCAACGGUUUGUUGUUCGUAUCGACAGCGUAUGCCGCCAGCUUCCUCUCCCAACACAGAAAGGCGGUGGAGUGCCGAAGAAACCCCAAUAUCCAAAUAUAUGUCAACUUGUAGGCAUUGUCUCCCCUCAGCGAGAAAGGCUUGUACUGUACUUAUGAAAGUGCCUAUUAACCCAACGAAAAUAUUCCGCUGGUAUUCCUGUGUAGCUCUUGAAAACCUACAUUUGUGUGCAUUCAUGCUUGCCCACACUUUUCUUGUACGUAAACCCCGGUAAAGAAAUCGGGCCCCGAUAUUUAUGAAUGUAAAGUACCUCAUAUAUUAAAAACCACAUUAUUUUCUUACAUAAGGGUUCGAUUUGUGAUAGGGAAACAAAACAAACAGCAUUGUGCCUUCACAAUGAGAUUGGAAUGCACAGUUCUUUGACUUUGUUGCUAGUCGUUUUCGCUGUUUCACUGUGCUGCAUUCCACGUGAUCACUUUGUAUGCACCGAGAUCCAUCGCACGCAUUGUUAAGAAAAGAAGGGUGGAGUUAUUUCUCUAUGUGCAGUCAUUUCUACUUGUGCAUUAAACAUAUUGGUACUGCAUACUACCAUUGUUGUAGUGGUAAUGGAUAAAACGCUGCAUGCAAAACGUGAUUGCAGAUUGAAGUGAUGAUGGAGGGAUCAAACAGAGGUAUCAGCAGUUGAAUUUCUGUAUAUAGGCCUAAGUGUAGCUUUGUGGCACAUGUGUUUGUUCUCAGAAAAUAAAACUUGUUCUUUCUCUCUAA